Messenger RNA from Entrophospora sp. SA101, 1524 nucleotides. The record is from the annotation of a GenBank genome assembly. NCBI's taxonomy places the organism in Eukaryota, Fungi, Glomeromycota, Glomeromycetes, Entrophosporales, Entrophosporaceae.
AUGGACAAAGUGGAAAGUCAAGAUUUAGAUUUACAUGGAAAUGAUGUUUCUACCAUUUCUGAUGAUAGUGUAGAUAGAGAAGACAAAAGAAUUCUAGAUUCUAUGUCUGGUUUAUUGAUUAACAUUAAUAAUAUCAUCGGCGUGGGAAUAUAUAGCACUCCGGGGAUAGUAUGGGAGGAAACACGAUCUGUCGGAUUAUCUUUAAUUUUAUGGAUUCUCGGAGGGUUCAUCAGCUUAUUCGGGAGUCUGGUAUAUGCUGAACUCGGCCUUAGAGUAAAAAGAGGCGGAGGAGAAGUCGUGUACCUAAUGGAAGCAUUCAGAUACCCCCGGUAUCUGCUCUCCUACAUUUUCAGUCUCGCCAUGAUAAUGGUUAUCCGUCCCGGGACAAUUAUUGCUGACUCCAAUAUAUUCUCCCAGUAUAUUGUUUAUGCGUUUUCAAACCAUGACUGUAUCGAAUCAUCGCUUCAUCCAAAAUCAUAUUUAACCGGAUGGGAGUUUUGGAGAAUUCGAUUGAUUUCAUUGGCAAGUGUCACUUUUGUGACUUUGUAUCAUAUGUACUCUAACCGGCUGGCCAACAACAUCAAUAAAUGUUUAACAAUAAUCAAAACCUGUACAUUAAUUGCUGUUUCGUUGAUUGGCUUGAUUAAACUGAACUCAUCGAUAAAUAAAGACAAUUGGAACCAUUUAUUUGAUGAAACUCAGUUAACUCCACAUUCACUUGCAUUAGCCAUGAUCGACUCGAUCGACGAGCUUAAAGCCCCUGAAAACAAACUUAUGAACAGUAACCGUUAUAGUGUGAUCAUUGUCGAUAUCUUUACAAAUAUUGCAUAUAUUUCCGUCGUACCGAGAGAACUUGUGAUUCGCCCAGAACAAAAUCCAAAUGAAGUAAUUGCAGGGCAAUUCGCCAUGAUUGUCGGUGGAGAAAUAUUCGGAAGAAUCUUGGCAUUUUUGAUCAGUAUUUCUGCACUAGGUGUUAUGGCAGUGUUAAUAUGGAGUGGAUCACGUGUAAUUGUAGCAGCAGCCAAACAUAAUUACAUCCCAGUAUUUUCACACUUAUUAAAACAAUGGCAUCCUACAUACAAUACACCGGUCUAUGCUUUAGGAGCACAUUCUUGGAUUUAUUACACGCUAAGCGCAAUUGGAUUAUUUGUUCUUAGAAAACUCGACGGAGAUGGUUACAAUUUAUACAAGGUUUCUACACCACUGAUAUAUAUGUUUAUUAUGGCGGGGGUGUUUAUUGUGACCGCACCAUUCUUUACACCAGAUACACAAUAUUACUCAGAAAAUUAUAAUAAUUCAAUUAGUAAUACAACUUUGCCAUUAACAACUUCGGAUUUAAAUUGUCCGUUAAAUACCAAAGAUACAUAUCCUUACUAUAUACCAUACUUGAUGAACCGAGAUUUUUGUAGUAAUAAUGAUAGGAGAGACAGAAGAAAUGAUGGCCAAGAAGAUAAGGAUUUGCAACAACAACAACAAGAUAAUGAUAGAAUUGAUGUUGAUGAAAUUCGAAUUCCCACUAAAUAA